Molecule: messenger RNA, 441 nt
Organism: Rotaria socialis
Lineage: Eukaryota; Metazoa; Rotifera; Eurotatoria; Philodinida; Philodinidae
Source: the annotation of a GenBank genome assembly
AUGAUAUUCAUUGAGUGGCAUUUUUUUCUUUAUCUCGUUUUAAUUUUUCUAUUAUAUAAGACAGCUGCUGUAUACUCAAUUCAAUGUUGCACUAGUAAAGAUAAUGCAUGUUUAUCAAAACCUGUUGAUUGUCCUUCAAAUGUUUGUUUUAAACUAGUAAUAAAUAAAGUAACCGAAGAACGCGGGUGUCUUGAUGAUUUAAUCGAAUUAAUAAAUUCGGCAAAUAAAAAUAAUAAAACCUCCACUGAUAGAAAUGCAUAUCCAAGUGGAUCAUCGAAUGAUCAAUGUCAUAAAUUAGGCGCCUAUGAAAAUGGAAUAUCUUUAUGUAAAUGUACUAAUAAUUUAUGUAAUUUAUCCUCAAAAAGAAUUCAUUUAACAAAAUCGCUUAUACCUCUUAUGAUUUUAUUUGUUCAAUAUUUUUUACGAAAUUCUCUUUCAUAA